ACGCGCCAACCGCUCUAACGGCUCCCGGCGCGGGCGCCCUCCUCCCGCCCCUCGCGCCCCCUCACGGCGGGGCGUGGCCAGCACCGCCCGGCAGCAGCGGCGCCCCGUCCGCGCCGCGGGGCUCUGAGGCGCUGAGGUGGCCGUGCCCCGGCCAUGGCCGCGCUCGGAGCCUGGCUGUGCGGCGGCCGCCCCCUGCUCCUCCUCACCUGCUUCUUCGCGCCUGUGUUCGGCCAGCGCGGAGCCGGCCCUGCUGCCCGCGCCCCUUACGCGGGUGUAUCUGAACCUUCUUUUAUUGCUAAAAGUGAAGAUCGUUUGUUUAAACAUUUAUUUGAAGACUAUCAAAGAUGGGUUCGUCCAGUGGAACGCUUGAAUGACACAAUAAAAAUAAAGUUUGGCCUUGCAAUCUCUCAGCUAGUAGAUGUGGAUGAGAAAAAUCAAUUGAUGACAACAAAUGUCUGGUUGAAACAGGAAUGGACAGAUGUAAAAUUAAGGUGGAAUCCUGAAGACUAUGCUGGAAUAACAUCUAUUCGUGUCCCAUCAGAUUCUAUUUGGAUUCCAGAUAUUGUGUUGUAUGACAAUGCAGAUGGACGUUUUGAGGGAACAUCUACAAAAACUGUGGUAAAAUAUGAUGGCACCAUUGCUUGGACUCCACCAGCAAACUACAAAAGUUCUUGCACUAUUGAUGUAACCUUCUUCCCCUUUGACCUCCAAAAUUGCUCCAUGAAAUUUGGUUCUUGGACUUAUGAUGGCUCACAAGUUGAUAUAAUUCUUGAAGAUUAUGAUGUUGACAAAAGAGACUUUUUUGAUAAUGGAGAAUGGGAAAUAGUGACUGCAACAGGGAGCAAAGGAAAUAGGACUGAUGGAUGCUGCUGGUAUCCUUUUGUUACAUAUUCAUUUAUAAUUAGACGUUUGCCACUUUUUUACACAUUGUUUCUCAUUAUUCCUUGUAUUGGGCUUUCGUUUCUAACUGUCCUUGUCUUCUAUCUUCCUUCAAAUGAAGGUGAAAAAAUUUCACUUUGCACUUCAGUACUGGUAUCUUUGACUGUUUUUCUUCUUGUUAUUGAAGAGAUUAUUCCAUCAUCUUCUAAAGUUAUCCCUCUUAUAGGAGAGUACUUGGUGUUUACUAUGAUAUUUGUGACAUUGUCCAUUGUGAUAACUGUCUUUGCUAUCAAUAUUCAUCAUCGCUCUUCAUCUACACACAAUGCUAUGGCACCCUGGGUUCGCAAGAUAUUUCUUCACAAACUUCCCAAGCUGCUUUGCAUGAGAAGUCAUGUAGAUAGAUACUGUGCUCAGAAGGAGGAAACAGGAAAUACGAACGGAUCAGAAUCGUCUAGGAACACCUUGCAGGCAGCUCUAGAUUCCAUCCGAUAUAUUACAAGACAUGUUAUGAAGGAGAAUGAAGUUCGCGAGGUUGUUGAAGACUGGAAAUUUAUUGCUCAGGUUCUUGAUCGAAUGUUCUUAUGGACUUUUCUUCUGGUUUCAAUAAUUGGAUCACUUGUGUUAUUUAUUCCUGUUAUUCAUAAGUGGGCAAGUAUAAUAGUACCUAUGCAUAUAGGCAGUAUGAAUGCAUAAAAUAUUUUUGGAUCUGUUUCUUCCUAAUAUUGCUCUAGAGAGUAUUGCAGUAGUCCUAUUUCCAUGCACGUUCUUUGUAAGCAUGUUUCUGAUAGAUUUAAAAAAAAAAAAAACAAAACACAACAACAACAACAACAACAACAACAAAAAAAAAAAAACAGAAAAUUAUGUUUAUAUUAAAGCAUGGCAUCCCUAGGACACAUAGAAGUCAAUUUGCUUGUUCCCAGUCUACUAAGUUACUUGUAAAUCAGGUGAGAAUUAAAGGGACCUUCUCUAGCACUUGCAUGUGUGGUAUGUCAGAAAAGCAUACACUAACACCUAUUGUGAAAUAGAAGGAUUUAAAAAUUUUUAAUUAUGAUCACUGUAGUCCAAUUAUUAAAUUAAUAUAUAAAUUGUUAUAUUGAGUAUUAAAUAUUUGCAUAUAUUUACACAGUAGAGUUGCUUACUUCAAUUUACUAUAGUAUGCAAAGAAUUUUUAUCAGCUCUUUUGAAUGUGUUGUAAAAGUAUAAAGUUUCUACAGAGUAAAUUUAAAAUAAUAAUAAAAAAACCCAGUUAAACUUCCCGUAUAAGUAAAAAUAGCUAUUUGGCUAUGUUAUAAAUUUUCAGUGGAAGUUGCUGCUAAAUUUAAAACCUUGUAAAUGAUGUCAUACCAACAUGAAUGUUUAAUACAGUAAGCCUUAAAAUGUCUACAGGAUACAUGUAUGUCGAUACCUCUGUUUCAGCUAUGGAAAGGAAGACAAAGACAAUUAAAUGAGUUCCUGAGUUGCACAAGUAUUCUAAUGGACCAGAACAUUCAUAUUUCUUUAUUCUUGAUAAAGAAUUUGAUACAGUAUGUUGGUUGCAAACUUGUUAAUAAUUUCCUGCCUUUGUGUGCUUCUCAGAACUAAGUUUUUAAGCACAAGUAGAAGGAAUUUGGUGACUGCCUUUCUGAAGAAAAUGGGUUGAAAAUUAUUAUGCUGUUUAACCAAACACAGAUGAUUAAGUUUUCACACGUUUGUUAAACCAAGCUUAGAAAGCUACCUUUAAUAGGUUCUCGCUCAUAGAACCGUAUGUAAUUCUAAGCAGCGACGACUUAGAGCUUUUCAUACUUAAUUUUUUUAUGUGAGUGUUGAAAACUAACUUGCAACUUUUUAAUUAUUCCAUUAAAAUAUAUUCUUUAAAUACUGAUUUUAAAGUUCUUUACAUUCAUUCCAAUGACACCUUUCUUAAAAGCUUUAUUUCUGGAAGACACUCUAAAAUAGGUGGGGGUUUCCCUACACCAAAAUUCUGUCAGCGUACUUCAUAAUAUAGUUGCAUCGUGCAGGGCUAAUACAGUAAUGUCAAGCUAGAGCAAGUCUUGGGAAGUUUUUAUUUGCUUAAAUUACCACAUUAAUAAUAACAUGUUUAGGUGAGAAGUUUAAUGAAAUUGUGGUAUCUUUGAUAAUGUAAGUUUUUGUAGUGGUUAUGAAUUUGGAAAAUGGAUACAUAUUCCCUUCCCCCCUCCCUGUAUCUCCUUCAGACUACAGUUGUUUGGCACUGUAGUGAUGAUAGUACUGAUUGCUUAUGUCAUAACUUAUAUAUAAUUGAAUAUAUAUUUCAAAUUGGUUUCACCUGUAGGACAUUCUUGGGGCUUGUGUAGCUUUUUAAGGCUCACGAGUAGGGAAAUUAUGCCAGGCAAGCUUUUUUUUUUUUUUUUUUUUUCUUCUUUUUUUAAUAUCCAUCUAUAAAUAGUUCUGGUUGUAAACAGAGUAAGUCUUCUUCUUCAGUUCUGCAGUUACAUCUGGCAUUGUAUAUCCAUAUUUCCUCUAUUACCAUCAUAAUUAAUUUAAAAGGUCAAUUCGCAAAGAUUAUCUGAUAUAAUCCAUUAAUAUAAUAAUUUUAACUUUCUUAGUAUUAUUAAGAUUAAGCAAUGCAUCAGUGACUAUCUCUGUGUGGAAGUUGCAGAAAUACUUUAGCUAUCUUAUUUUCCUCUUCAAAUGCAGAAUGUUUUUUUUAUAGUCCUCCUUGGGUUUGAAUUACUGAAGUUUACUCUUACCUGAACAGAAUGCAAAGUAAGUAGAACUAUAGAGUGGCUAUAUAAAUUACCCUUUUUUAAACUCCCCACCUCAUUUUGGUCCCCUUUUUAAAUGACAUCUGUAGGCUGCCCAAUGAAACCAUGAGGACAUUGGCAACAUAUUGACCAGUGGAGUCCCAGUCUUUAUACUCGUAACUCACAAUUUUUGCAAAUGCAUGCCUUUCUUUUAGUCACUUCUAGAUUCUGAUCAUGGUAAAUACAGAUGAAAUAACAGACAAUAGAAUUCUUGGGGUCUUCAGCUUAUCAGGUGUGUCUGAAACAAAAUGAUUUUAAUAGACUCAGAAGGAUGGACCUUUACUUAUGUAACUUGUUUCUGAAUAUGUUGAACUGUAGCUAAUGCUACCUUAUAUAGGCCUUUGUCGCUCAGUCAAAAUAAAUGGAAAAAAAUGCACAGUU
Tyto alba (common barn owl) is the source of this 4022-nucleotide messenger RNA. It is a transcript of the gene CHRNA5, whose product is annotated as cholinergic receptor nicotinic alpha 5 subunit. The transcript has 6 exons. Lineage: Eukaryota; Metazoa; Chordata; Aves; Strigiformes; Tytonidae. The record is from RefSeq and is a predicted model, not a curated record. Bases 154 to 1572 code for a protein of 472 amino acids. Gene Ontology annotation, molecular function: transmembrane signaling receptor activity; acetylcholine-gated monoatomic cation-selective channel activity. Gene Ontology annotation, cellular component: postsynaptic membrane; synapse; neuron projection. Gene Ontology annotation, biological process: signal transduction; regulation of membrane potential; nervous system process.